UCGGUUGAAUCUGGAAAGACUAAAACCCUAAUAAUGUAAACCGGAUAGAGGGUCGAGAUCUCAAUACUUUCUGUAGUCACUCUCGUCGGAAGGAAGAAAAUGCCGCUGUACGACUGUAUGCUUCUGUUCAAGCCGAUAAUAAGGAAGGAAGGUCUUAUCGAUCUGGUUGCUCGCAUCGGGAAACACGUUUACAGCAAAAAUGGAGUUCUCACGGAGGUCAAAUCCUUCGGCAAGGUCGAAUUGGGUUACGGUAUCAAAAAGCUCGACGGUAGACACUAUCAGGGGCAAUUGAUGCAGAUAACAAUGAUGGCAACUCCAAACAUUAACAAGGAGCUUCACUACCUCAACAAAGAGGACAAACUCCUGCGCUGGCUCCUUGUUAAACACCGUGAUAUCAAGAUUGGUUCAUCCGAGAUGGAAGACCGUCUGGACGAGUCUAACAGAGUUACUAAUAGGAGCUUGUAUGAUGAGUCUUCUACCGACGAAGACGACGAUGUCUUAGGCUUAUCUCGAUGAGGAGAAGAAUGAAAUCGUUUUACUUUUUUUUUUUUAAAUGUUACUCUAGACCACCAGUGUCCUUCAUCUUUCUCUUAUGGUUUGUUGACUUGGCGUUGUUUUUCUCCUCAGACAAAGAAAUAAGAUAUUCAUGUAAUGGUUUUAGGCAGAAAAAAAUAAAGGAAAAACUGAGACCCCUUCGUGAAA
This is a messenger RNA of Brassica napus (rape), 702 nucleotides long. RefSeq lists its product as uncharacterized. The record is from RefSeq and is a predicted model, not a curated record. Gene Ontology annotation, molecular function: structural constituent of ribosome; small ribosomal subunit rRNA binding. Gene Ontology annotation, cellular component: ribosome. The transcript has 2 exons. NCBI's taxonomy places the organism in Eukaryota, Viridiplantae, Streptophyta, Magnoliopsida, Brassicales, Brassicaceae. Gene Ontology annotation, biological process: translation. The coding region runs from base 100 to 516 and encodes 138 amino acids.